Messenger RNA from Colossoma macropomum (tambaqui), 2280 nucleotides. RefSeq names its product aryl hydrocarbon receptor interacting protein (gene aip). The transcript is spliced from 7 exons. Gene Ontology annotation, molecular function: protein binding; peptidyl-prolyl cis-trans isomerase activity. The record is from RefSeq and is a predicted model, not a curated record. Lineage: Eukaryota; Metazoa; Chordata; Actinopteri; Characiformes; Serrasalmidae. Bases 32 to 970 code for a protein of 312 amino acids.
AUGGAGGAAGUUGCUAUCAAGCUCGGUGCUGAUGGCAUUCAGAAAAAAGUGCUCUCUCCAGGUAAAGGAGAGCUCCCAUCGUUUCCCGAUGGUACAAAGGAUGAUGGGAGGAAAGAGUAAACCCAUGGAGCUUAUCCUAGGGAAGAAGUUUAAGCUGCCGGUUUGGGAGCGGGUAGUCACCACAAUGAGAGCUGGAGAAGUAGCUGACUUCACCUGUGACAUAAAGCACACAGCUCUGUAUCCGCUGGUUUCCCAGUCAUUACGGAACAUCAGUGUGGGGAAAGAUCCUCUAGAGGGUCAGAGACAUUGUUGUGGAAUCGCUCAGGUACACUCUCAUCACUCACUGGGCCAUGCUGACUUGGACCACCUGCAGGCAAACCCCCAGCCUCUGGUCUUCACCAUCGAGCUCCUAGAGGUCUUGCCCUCAGGCUCUUUUGCAUUAGAGACGUGGGCGAUGACGGAUGAGGAGAAACUGCAGGCCGUGCCACAAAUCCAUGAGGAGGGCAACAUGCUCUUCAAGAAGGGAGAGACUGCUGCAGCUGCGGAAAAAUACUACAAUGCCAUCGCCUGCCUGAAGAACCUGCAGAUGAAGGAGCAGCCUGGUGAUUUGGCAUGGAUUAAACUGGAUCAGAUGAUAACUCCACUCUUGCUAAAUUACUGCCAGUGUAAGCUUAUGCUGGGCCAGUAUUAUGAGGUGCUAGAUCACUGCUCCUCGCUCCUCAACAAGUAUGAAGAUAAUGUGAAGGCGUACUUUAAGCGUGGGAAGGCCCAUGCGGCGGUGUGGAAUGAGGCUGAGGCCAGGGCAGAUUUUGCUAAGGUGUUAGCGCUGGACCCCUCUCUGGGGCCCGCGGUGGCCAAGGAGAUCCGAGCAAUGGAGGAAAAGAUCCGGGAGAAGGAGAAAGAGGAGAAGGGACGCUACAAAAACCUCUUCAACUACAGCAGCACUUCAACAACAGCAACUACGAGCUGAAAGAAAUAUGGACAUUUCUUUUGUUGAUCAUGAAGAGAGGUUCUGUCGUUGAGGCACUGUAAAAUUGGAGCCCGUGAAUGCUCUUCUGUUUGCCCUUUUGUGAUUCUACCUAGGCAGACACAAGCAGCUUCCUUUUUUCCUUUCCACAUGUUCAUUCCCCCCAUCCAUAAUCAUACUACUCACAGUUAUCGUGCACAAAAUAUUAUGUCUGUAAUAGAUCCCGUUAUGCAAUGAAAUGUAACUUAUUUUUGGUUUAUUAUAGAGAUGAACAGGAUCACAAAGGCUUGUCUAACUAAUAUUUUGGGACUUGAGGACACAUUGAAAUUCUGCAGCUCUUACUUUAUUCUGUUAGCACUGUAAAAGGAUAAGUCUGAACUAACACUCGUUAAUUUCUGGAGAAUAAUAAGACGAGUCUUUGCGACACAUUAUGGCAAGUAGCAGCAGACUGCUUACGUCCAGUUACAUAAACAUACAGAACAGGCAGAGCCACCACACGAAGACAUGAUUCAACCUCCUGAUUGAGACAAUUAGCUUAUGUGAAAUACUUUUGUCUCUAAUGCAUGGCUGCACGAUAUGGAAAAUAAGAUAUUCCUACAUAAUUGCAAUUGUGAUGGUUAUAAGAACUUGCAAAACACAAGUUAGAGAAUUGAUAAUGUGACAUGGUUAAAAGAUUGGCCUGUAUUAUAUUGACCAAAAUAUUUGUUGGAUGAUUUGAAUGCCUUGAUUCAUCCAAACACCCACACAGACUGAGAUAUGUGAGAAUUUGUCAGAUUGCUCAUAGUGCACAAUAUUACACAUUAGAUGCAUGUUCAAGGUCUUGUGUUGUAAGCUUUGGCGGUAUCUCUUCUGCAAAGGCCAAUACUGCUAUAACAUUAAAGAAUGAUGAUAUAUGUUGUAAAACCAUACUCUAUUGUCCUGUCCUUCUUUUUUUCUUAUGUGUCAACCUUCGGUAGUUCCUGUUGCAUUCCCAUCUUUAUCUUCAUGUCAGUGGUCUUUGUAUGUAUGCUUGUAUACUUUGAUUUAUACUUUGUGACAAAUUCAUACUCAAACGUUCACCUUGAUUGUCCUCAACAAGCCUUUCAAAAUAUGUCUGACAGGAUACAUAAGAAUUCACAGACAGCUGUCAAGUGAAAAAGAAAAAAAAAAAUAAGUAAACCUUUAUUCCUUUCUGUUAGCCUCCUCCAUGGUAAAUAUCAUGGCGAGUUCUGUACAAAAAGCACUGAAUGGGUGUCUUUAAUAUGCCUUAUGUCUUUCACUGAAACAGCAGACUGCAUUUGUUACAACAAGCCAAAUAAAGACAAGUACCUUGA